Messenger RNA from Merops nubicus (carmine bee-eater), 482 nucleotides. It is a transcript of the gene IGFBP3, whose product is annotated as insulin-like growth factor binding protein 3. The transcript is spliced from 3 exons. Lineage: Eukaryota; Metazoa; Chordata; Aves; Coraciiformes; Meropidae. Gene Ontology annotation, cellular component: extracellular region. Gene Ontology annotation, molecular function: fibronectin binding; insulin-like growth factor I binding; insulin-like growth factor II binding. The record is from RefSeq and is a predicted model, not a curated record. The annotation marks the transcript as partial. Gene Ontology annotation, biological process: regulation of insulin-like growth factor receptor signaling pathway.
GAAAUUCCAGUGAUUCGGAAGAAGAAGACCAGAAUACCAGCAGUAUAGAAAAUCAGGCCAUCCCAAACUCCCACAGAGUCCCAGAUUCCAAAUCGCACCCACCGCACACCAAAAUAGACAUCAUCAGGAAAGUGCAAGCCAAAAAUACGCAGCGCUAUAAAGUGGAAUACGAUUCGCAGAGUACGGAUACACUGAAUUUCUCUUCUGAAUCCAAGCAAGAGACUGAAUACGGUCCCUGUCGCAGAGAAAUGGAAGACACUUUAAACCACCUAAAGAUCCUGAAUGUCUUGAGUCCGAGGGGCUUUCAUAUUCCAAAUUGUGACAAGAAGGGAUUCUACAAGAAAAAGCAAUGCCGCCCAUCCAAAGGCCGAAAGAGGGGUUACUGCUGGUGCGUGGACAAGUACGGGCAGCCCCUGCCCGGCUACGACGGCAAGGGGAAGGGAGAUGUCCACUGCUAUAACUUGGAAAGCAAAUGAGGGCUG